AUGCCAAUUUCAAACGCAUGUCUUAUGUUGAUAAUUGUCGUCACCUUUCUGCAUCUGAAGAAUCCACUUUCAUUUUUCACUUUUCAGCCAAACCAUUCUAAGCUGGUCGUCUCUUCAAUGGAGAUGAUCAUGGUGGCAAUAGUUAUAGAGGAGAGUGGAGAUAUUUCCUCGGAGUUAAUUUCAUGUCUCCUGGAUAGUGUUAGAGAUGAUGAUAAAGGUAUCUUGCCUGUUGUGCGUAAGGUAGGGGAAAAAGUUAUCAGGAAUUGUGCUGCGAAAUUAAAACCACAUUUUCUGAAAUUAUCACAAUCUGUUGCCUCAUUUUCUAAUAAUAGUAGUAAAGUUGUAGAUUCCAUAUGUCAAGAAUCUUAUGGUAGAAUAACGCAAAAUAACACGAAUUCAGGUGAAAUUAUGAUGACGCGAGUAAACUUCGAAACACUGCCGAAGGUAGGGCGAAUCUGUUUCAAGGAAACUGCGACUCUCGCAGACCUCGGUCCUUUGCUCGCUCUGUUCUGCAAGUCCUGCUCGGCGUCGAAGCCUGGCCGACCACUCGCUUGGUCUCUGUGCUCGACCUGCCACUACGCCCGGCCUGUCUGCUUCGCCCAAUCAGAAUCUGCAAAGGUUGAAGAAAUGAGACUUGAAGAAGGUACUGCUCCUGAGAAAAUACUUAACUCAGUGAAGAGCAAUGCUGCUCCAGCUGACAAAGAUGUUUCAGGAAAGGUGGGACCAAAAGAUGUGAAGCUAGAGGCUGUUUCAGUUCUUGAAUCCCACAAAACUAAUGCAGACACUGCAAAUGAUACAAAUUCGUUCUCAGACAAAAUGAAAAUUCCAAUUGCAACUCGACAAAAACGAGGCCGAUUUAGUUCAAAGCUAUCUGCAGCAAAACAAUCUGUUUCUCCUUUGCAAGAGAAAGUAUCUAAGGUGGUUGACAAAAGUUGUUCUCCCAAAGAUAUUGAGUUGAAAGAACCAGAUAGUGAGGAUUCUGCCAAUGUCAAACAAACAACUGUUUCAAAAGGCUUGGUGGAGAAAUCCCAAAGGAGAAGAGGUUUAAAGGGUUCAAGAAGCAAUACUAAUGAUGAACAUACUUUACAAAAACUACAGAGAUCCACAAUUAAGCAGCAUGACACACUCAAGUCUCAAGAUGAUACAUCUAGGGAGCCGGUUGUAAAGAUUUACGGAACACGAAUGUGCAAGAAAGAAGUUGGCAAGAACCUUGUUGGUUCCAAAAUUAGUGUAUGGUGGCCAAUGGAUAAGAAUGAGGGACAUGAAUUAGGUGAUUUGGCUAAGGUGAAUUUGCAUUACUAUGUUUCUCUUUCUUCCAUUGAGUUUAAAUUUGCAUCAAUUGUACCAUUAUAUCCUAGCAUGUUCUACAAUGGUGUUGUUGAUUCUUAUGACAAUAUUUCAAGAAAACAUAAGAUUACCUAUAUUGAUGGUGAGGUAGAAAGAUUAUUAUUGAGUAAAGAAUGCUGGAAAUUGAUUAAAGAUGGAAGCAAACAGGAUACGAAACAAAGAGAAGACUCCAACAAUCAAUGA
Zingiber officinale is the source of this 1530-nucleotide messenger RNA. RefSeq lists its product as uncharacterized. The record is from RefSeq and is a predicted model, not a curated record. The transcript is spliced from 13 exons. The coding region runs from base 1 to 1530 and encodes 509 amino acids. NCBI's taxonomy places the organism in Eukaryota, Viridiplantae, Streptophyta, Magnoliopsida, Zingiberales, Zingiberaceae. Gene Ontology annotation, cellular component: chromatin; nucleus. Gene Ontology annotation, biological process: mitotic sister chromatid cohesion; DNA repair.